CCGGCGGCGGCGGGGCCGUGACGCGCCGCUCCCGAGAUGGCGGACAACCUGCCCUCCGAGUUUGAUGUGGUGGUGAUAGGCACCGGUUUGCCUGAAUCUAUCAUUGCAGCAGCAUGUGCCAGAAGUGGCCAGAGAGUUCUUCAUGUGGAUUCGAGAAAUUACUACGGUGGAAACUGGGCCAGCUUUAGUUUUUCAGGACUAUUGUCCUGGAUUAAAGAAAAUCAGGAAAAAGCUGAUACCAGUGAGCAAUGUGAGGACUGGAGAAAGCUGCUCCUUGAGAACGAAGAGGCUGUUUCUCUUAGCAAGAAGGAUAAAACAAUUCAACACGUAGAAGAUUUCUGUUUUGGCGAUCAGGAUUCAGCUGAAGAUGUUGAAGAAGCUGGUGCACUGUCGAAGCUGCCUGGUUUUGGAGCCUCUGCUUCUGUGGGAGUUGCUGAGGCAUCAGAAAAAGAUGGCCCACCAGGGGAGAGUGCCUCAGCAGAAUUGGAGAGCCAGGAGCCAGAUGAGGCUACAGACUCUGAGACAGGAAAUGCAACGGAAGGGAAUGACACAGAAGUAACCUCUGAGAACGAGAGCUCUCCCAGCGUGGCUUUAGGCGAGUCCGCUCUGGAACCGAGGAGAGCCGAAACUGCACCCGCAGAUACUUCUGCCAAAGAACCAAAGAGAGUCACCUAUUCCCAGAUUGUUAGAGAAGGCAGAAGGUUUAAUAUUGAUCUAGUUUCCAAGCUGAUGUUCUCCCGAGGUCUGUUAAUUGAGCUCCUGAUCAAGUCCAACGUUAGCAGAUAUGCAGAGUUCCAGAAUGCGGCACGAAUUCUUGCCUUUCGAGAGGGAAAAGUAGAACAGGUACCUUGUUCUAGAGCAGAUGUCUUCAACAGCAAACAGCUCACAAUGGUGGAAAAGAGAAUGCUAAUGAAAUUUCUGACAUUUUGUUUGGACUAUGAACAGCACCCUGAAGAAUACCAAGACUAUGAAAGCAGCACAUUUGCUCAGUUCCUAAGCACACGGAAGUUAACACCCAGUUUGCAGCACUUCAUUCUUCACUCCAUUGCCAUGGUUUCAGAGACUGAUUGCAGCACUCUUGAUGGACUUCAGGCAACAAAAAAAUUUCUUCAGUGCCUUGGCCGCUAUGGCAAUACACCGUUUUUGUUUCCUAUGUAUGGCCAAGGAGAGAUCCCACAGUGCUUCUGCAGGCUGUGUGCUGUCUUUGGAGGUAUCUAUUGUCUUCGCCAUCCUGUGCAGUGCCUUGUAGUGGACAAAGAAUCUGGACGAUGCAAAGCUAUUGUGGAUCACUUUGGACAAAGAAUAAAUGCUACCUAUUUCAUUGUGGAAGAUAGUUACCUUUCAGAGAGCACAUGCACAAAUGUGUGUUACAGGCAGAUCUCCAGAGCAGUGCUCAUUACAGAUCAGUCUGUACUAAAUGCGGAUUCAGAGCAGCAGAUUUCCAUUUUGACAGUACCUGCUGUGGAUCCAGGCAAACCUGCAGUUCGCGUCAUUGAGUUGUGUUCCUCCUCCAUGACAUGCAUGAAGGACACUUAUUUAGUCCAUUUAACCUGUCCAUCAACUAAAACUGCUAGAGAAGAUUUAGAGCCCGUUGUACAGAAGUUAUUCAAUCUAAACACAGAAAAAGAGACUGAGAAUGAAGAAGCUGGAAAACCUGGAGUCCUCUGGGCAGUCUAUUUUAACAUGAGAGAUUCUUCAGGAGUUGAGAAAGAUUCAUACAGUGGUCUACCCUCAAACGUUUAUGUCUGCUCUGGACCAGACUCUGCUUUAGGAAAUGACUGUGCUGUCAAACAGGCUGAGUCUAUUUUCCGAGAGAUGUUUCCUGCAGAGGACUUCUGCCCACCGCCACCAAACCCAGAAGAUGUUAUUUAUGAAGAAGAUGAAAUUGCUCCAGAAGAGUCUGAAUUCAGUAUUUCACCAGAGACAGAACCUAAAUCCUCAGCUGAGGAAAGCAGUAGUGGAAGUGGUAUAGCUGUUAAAAAGGAAGAUGAUGAGAAGUGAAUUAGCGCUGUUAGUAGCCCACUCUUUGUUGAAGGAGGAGGAAGGGUAAGAAAAAGAGGUUUAAAACCCCCAUAGCUGUAUUAUUUGCAACUGCCUUACUUUCUCCUUACCUUGAAUUAUGUUUCUUUGUCACAUAGUUCAGCUGAGAGCUGAGGCAUUUCUAAAUAGGUCCACUAGAUCCAGAAGUGUUUGUAGCUAAACCAGAAACAUAGGACAAAGCAUUUGGAUUGAAAAUGCUAAAGUAGGAUCAGAAGAAAAAAAGUGCAAGAUUGCUUACCAGUCAGUAGAUGAUCUUCUGAUACAACAUAUCAAAGUUCUGCUAAAAAUCGUUGGGUCACUGCUAAUUAAAGAGUUGAAGGUGAGCUUCACAACCUGUCCUUCAAAGUGGUUCUAUGAAUGGAACUUAAAGGCAAUGGUAUUGACAGUUCUGGGGUUGCUUUAGGAUAUGUAGAAAAUGUCAUGUUUCAUUUGUACAAAGAAAAAUUCCUUGUAUGGUUUUGAAACUGAUACCACAAGUCAGCAGCAAAUACAAUUCAGUAGCUGUUCCUCACAUUAAACUGCUCUACACUCAGAUUUUUGUAAUUUGAUCUCCUACAUCACACAUUUCAACUAGUGACUUGAUUUACUGUAGUCAGGAAAACAGCACAACUUAAACUUAAUGCUAGAGUGCCCAACAAAAUUUAAACUCAUAACUGGAGUAUACCUGUGGUUAUGUUUACUGGCAUAGUUGCAGUAUCCAGCCUUUUAAUAAGCCAUUACAUUUGUGAUGUAUGGGGUGUGAGAAGUUUAGAUUAUCAUUAACUAAGGGUUUUUUUUGUGGUGGAGAGAAAGUUCAACUGAUAAUUCCAAAGGUUCAAAUUGAUCCCGGUUAAUAGGAAUAAAAUAAGUGUGACAGCUGUAAAUUAUGCCUUUUGUAAUGAUAAAUCAUAAAGCAUUUAUACAGUAAAAUCUAUUGAAGUAUUUAUAAGCCUAGUUUGUAUGCAAGAUUGCAACAUGAGAAAGCUGUUAGAGAUGACUUGAUAAACUUGCACUUCUUCUGAAAAUGCUUGAAAUUAGAUAGUCAGAAGACAAAAAAUAUUUAGCAUUUACUUAAAUCUUUACCCAGUAGAUCAGAAGUAUAAAUAUAGAGCUCAGUGAGUUUUGAUGAAACCUCUGUGUGAACUUAGAGUUCUGGCAGUGCUUAAAUACUGUAGGUAAAUAAAAAGUGGUGGAAUCUUCAGCACUGCCUGACCUUGACUUCGGAACCAGGCUUUUGUACGGUUUUGUGGUGCACGUACUGCCUUUGAAAUGGCUUCAUGCCAGAAAGGUCAAGUUAUUUAUUUUUUUACAGCCUCCCUUGGCUUGCAGCCUAACACACUGUCCAGUUUGCAUUUCAAGCCCCAGUUUGUGUUUGCAUUGUUUAUUGGCAAGGUACCAUUGUGUCUGUAGUUCAAACAUCCUCGGAAAAUUAAGUGGUUGAAAUGUGUCCGAUGUUCAACAUCAGUUAGCUCUGGAAGCUUGUGACUGAGCAGUUCUUUAUAUCUAGUCCUCAGCAGACUGCCUCAUCUAGCUGUAGUUUGUGUGUCUUGGAAAGCAUGCCUGUGUGGUAAUUGUAUGUAACAGCUGCAGACCUGUAAGAGGACAAAGUGGAGGACCUAGUCCCUGCUUGUCUUUCGGUAGUGGGCAUCACAGUUGAAUUUUUCAUCUUCCGUGCUUACAAGGAAAUCAUGUGAUGAAAAUUAAAGGCUUGCUUGCAAA
Messenger RNA from Pogoniulus pusillus (Red-fronted tinkerbird), 3738 nucleotides. RefSeq names its product CHM Rab escort protein (gene CHM). The coding region runs from base 37 to 2001 and encodes 654 amino acids. The record is from RefSeq and is a predicted model, not a curated record. The transcript is spliced from 15 exons. Gene Ontology annotation, cellular component: Rab-protein geranylgeranyltransferase complex; cytosol; nucleus. NCBI's taxonomy places the organism in Eukaryota, Metazoa, Chordata, Aves, Piciformes, Lybiidae. Gene Ontology annotation, molecular function: GDP-dissociation inhibitor activity. Gene Ontology annotation, biological process: vesicle-mediated transport; intracellular protein transport; protein geranylgeranylation.